UCGAUCAAGACCCUAAAUCAAGCAACGAAACGAUGGAAGGCGGGCCUCCAGACUCUCACGAGGCCAUGAACAAUCGAGAGGAAAUCCUGCCGAAGAUCCGCGAGAAAAGAAGCUAUGAAUUCCUGAUGGGACUGAUUAAUAACAAUUCCAGAUACGAAGUCACGAAAGUGGAAUCGGAGAUUUCCACGCAAAAAAGUACUGACAUCUCGGAGAAAAACGUUGGUGCUAGCGAAAUCCUGUUGGAGCUCAUGGUGAGAAUUGCAGCCCAUCCUGACCAAUGGAACAGAGUUCAUAAAUUGUUACAAAGUAUCGACCAAGACUUGGUAUCAUCCAAGAACGUCUUCGACAAAUUGAAGAACUCAAUGAAACAACAAACUCACGCAAACGUCAGUAGUUUGAAGGAUGAUGAUAUUCUUGAAGAGAAUGUUCACUAUCAACGGAACGAAAGCAAGCCUAAAAGCGAUCACAAUAACACCAAGAAAUUCGAAAGAGAUUAUGACAGAAAGAACAACAGGUGGCCUACUUUCGAUGACGGAAGCGCUAGUGUCAAGUUUGUAAAUAGCAACGAUACCAAAGUCAAUGGGAGCAGAGCUGCUAAGACUUCCUGGCUAAGUAAACCUAAUAGACCAACAUAUCCGAAGAAUUUCGCAUAUCACAGAGUUACAGGGAAACCCAUCAGCUUGAAUCAGAGUCCCAAAGCAUAUAUCGCAGUUUCGGUGAUAGCUCCGAAACCGGCGAAUACGAGGUCUAAUCAAGAAGACAUCACUUUGGAAAACGAGUUGAGACAGCUGAAACCUUGGACGCACAAUCAAAACCUGCAAAAUAUGGCGUCCAUCAGAUCAAGAUGGGUCAUAGAGACCGAAAAAGAUAAAAAAUCUACGUUAUAGAAAAUUAUUCCUUCAUUAUGUUUUCGUACACUGAGUAAAGGUUGACCACUGAUUUUCUCAAGGUGAAAAAAAAUAUUGGAUGAUUGUUUUUUAGUUGUUAAAUACCUGAAAUCUAGACCAACUUAGUAGAUUUUUAGGUUAGGACAUGGUAAAUUUCUGAGUAUUUUCUCAUGAAAAUCUUGGUCGGCAGUUGUUCGGUGACUUUGUUGAGUUUGAUUCAUAUUUGCUUUGAAAUCAUCAAAAUAUUUAGUGAUAUAGGUACCAAUAAUACCUACUUUAUGAACGUUGGUGGAUUGAAAAUCACGGGAAAUUUCAACGCGAAAGAUUAACACAGUGAAGUGAGUAUAUUUAUCACUAAAAUUUUUCUCUUUUUAUUGUGCGGGUAAGUUUUCCAAUAAACGUCAAAGAGAGAUUUGUGAUAAAUUCAAAAUAGAUUUUUACUGUGAAAUAUGGUUCAUUUAAUUUCUGGAGGAGUCAGAUUUUCAUUUUUUUUGAUAAGCAAUAUAAUUGAAUACAACAACAUUAACUAAAAACUACGCCAAUUUUUAUUUUUGUAAAAUUGUGGGGAGUGUGAAUUUCCGAAAAGGGCGGUAAAAAUCUAACUUCCUCCGAGCAAAAAAGUAACUUUUUUUCCGAUUGGCGUGAAUGUAAGGCUAGGCGUUGAAAAAUAACGUUUUCUCUUUGAAAAUAUUAUCCCGCAUAAGCACCCGAACAAAAAAUAAAUUGGCUGUUAG
Molecule: messenger RNA, 1621 nt
Organism: Leptinotarsa decemlineata (Colorado potato beetle)
Lineage: Eukaryota; Metazoa; Arthropoda; Insecta; Coleoptera; Chrysomelidae
Source: RefSeq, a predicted model, not a curated record